ACCUCCCGUGCCCCUACACUCGCCGAGGCACCACCACUUUGUUCUUUCCUUCUCCUCCGCCUACCCUCCAUUCCUUCCAUCUUUCCAUUCCCCUCCUCCGAUCCAAAUGGUGCCUCCGCAAUCCGCUCCCGGCGGCCUCCUCUAGCCGCGGCCCUCCCCCCUGCAUUGGCUGCGCGGUUUGCUUCAGUUUCAAGGCUCUUCGUGUUCAGUUUAUGUUGACAGUACUUUGGGAGUUGGGAUGCUAUCUGUACAACUAUAGUAGUAGUUUUUUGGUGUUUCAGCACAAUUGUUUACUGUGCUUGUUUUUGGAGUAGAUGUCGUUUCGUAGCAUUGUGCGUGAUGUAAGGGAUGGCUUUGGGAGCUUAUCUCGAAGAGGGUUUGAGGUGAGGUUUCUUGGCCAUCGCAGAGGGAAAUCUCAUAGUGCCGUCCACGAGUUGCAUGAUCCAGCACCUGUGAUCCAGAGCAGUUGCUGGGCUAAUUUGCCUCCAGAAUUGCUUCACGAUGUGAUUGAGAGGCUGGAGGCCAGUGAGGCUACAUGGCCUUCCAGGAAACAUGUAGUCGCUUGUGCGGCUGUCUGUCGAACCUGGAGAGAAAUGUGUCAAGAGAUUGUUAAGAACCCAGAGUUUUGUGGAAAAAUUACUUUCCCUGUCUCCUUGAAGCAGCCUGGGCCCCGUGAUGGAACCAUCCAGUGCUUCAUUAAAAGGGAUAAGUCUACACAAACUUACUACCUGUAUCUGUGUCUUACCUCCGCUGUGGUUGCUGAAAAUGGCAAGUUUCUUCUAUUGGCAAAAAGACACUCCCGUCCAACCUGUACAGAGUAUACAAUAUUUAUGAAUACUGACAAUACUUCUAGGUCAAGCAACAUGUACAUUGGAAAAUUGAGGUCAAAUCUCCUUGGAACAAAGUUUGUAAUAUAUGAUACCCAACAUCCAUGCAACAUACCCAAUGUUUCACAGUCCGGGAAAACAAGCCGUAGGUUCUACUCAAGGAAGGUAUCACCGAAGGCCUCACCCAGUACUUACAGUAUAGCACAGGUUUCGUAUGAGCUGAAUGUCUUGGGGACUCGGGGCCCUAGGCGGAUGAACUGUGUUAUGAACUCCAUACCUGCCUCAUCCCUUGUGGCUGGUGGCACUGUUCUAUGCCAGCCGGACAGUGCCGUUGCUCAUUCCCUUGAUGAGUCAUUUGGCAGCAUCUCCUUCUCGAAGUCAUCCAUUAGGGAUCGCUCCAUCCGAUUCAGCAGCACCCGAUUCUCGGGCAUCUCAAUAGGUGGCUCCAGGAAUGGAGGCCAGGCAUUGGGUGAUAAUGAUGAGUGCAAGGAGUGGCCGCUGACUCUCCGCAACAAGGCACCAAGAUGGCACGACCAGUUGCAAUGCUGGUGCCUCAACUUCAAGGGCAGGGUGACCGUUGCAUCUGUGAAGAACUUCCAACUUGUUGCCGCGACAGAGUCUACUGCUGAAGCACCGACCCCGUCACAGCCUGCCCCGCCACCUCCAUCUGAGCAUGACAAGGUGAUACUGCAAUUUGGUAAGGUUGCCAAGGACAUGUUCACAAUGGACUACCGAUACCCGCUGUCAGCCUUCCAGGCCUUUGCAAUCUGCCUGAGCAGCUUCGACACCAAGCUGGCUUGCGAAUGAAAUCAUCAGCAUGGGCACCGAUUAUGUAAGAGACUGGUGGCCCCCUCAAAUUUAUCUGGGACCGCCACAGUGGUGUCUAUUGUUCAUGGUCUUUUAACUUGUAGUUGUCACUAGAAAACCGUUGAUUAGCCUUUUCCCCCCUGAUUUUAUAGCUGCUGCCCACCGCUGUUUGCUCAGCUGUAUCACCAUUUGUCUUGUUUUUAACAGCUUGCUUUCUAGAGUCUUUGUCUUUCUGUAAUAACUAGCAGACUUAAUUGGGUUGUUGAUACUUUGCUUGUGUUGCCCGAAGAGUUCCACAUAUUCAUCUGUGGUUAAGUUACAAAUUUUC
Molecule: messenger RNA, 1962 nt
Organism: Triticum dicoccoides
Lineage: Eukaryota; Viridiplantae; Streptophyta; Magnoliopsida; Poales; Poaceae
Product: tubby-like F-box protein 14
Exons: 5
Coding region: 315-1634 (439 amino acids)
Molecular function (GO): protein binding
Source: RefSeq, a predicted model, not a curated record